Priceomyces carsonii is the source of this 1035-nucleotide messenger RNA. RefSeq names its product Dos2p (gene DOS2). The record is from RefSeq and is a predicted model, not a curated record. Bases 1 to 1035 code for a protein of 344 amino acids. The transcript has a single exon. Gene Ontology annotation, cellular component: cytoplasm. Lineage: Eukaryota; Fungi; Ascomycota; Pichiomycetes; Serinales; Debaryomycetaceae.
AUGGAAUUUUACGAUCCUGUGGUUGAUCAGAGUAACGAGGCUUUGAAGGGCCCCUCUGAAGAAAACAAAACUGACGAAGCAGUGUUGAAGUUAGAAGAUGAAAUUGAUAAAGUGUAUUCAUCAAUUGAAAAUAAAUUCCAGUAUUUAUGGUCAACUUCACCUGGGACAGCUAAAAAUUCUGACAAAUCAGUGAAGCUAGAAAACCACAAAAAGGAAAUAGUAGACCAAUUGAAUAAAGUUCGAGAAAACGUCACUGAUAAUGCAAAGGUCAAAGAAGGCUUAAGCCAAAUUGAAGACCAGCUAAGGAAUCUACAUGUACCCGAAGUAGAUUUGAAAAAGCUACAAAGCCUGGCUACGACUGCACUUGAUAGCCUUGACUCGACUUUAGAAAAAGUCGAGAAACAAGCAGGGUUAUACGUCAGCCAAUUUGCUUCUAUGUUCUCUAACAUAAUUCAAGUUAGCCCUGAGGAAGAACGACAAGAAGCAAAAAUUCAAGAGAGGGAAACUUUAUUUACUUCACCAUUAGGAAAUAACGAUAAUUACGGGUCCACUCGUUUUGAUAAUGAGCUAUUGGAAUUGCACACGUCAAAGACACCUUAUUUAUCUGCGGUGUUAGAUAAGGAAGAAGAACUCAAGACUUUCAAUGCGGAUUCUAGAACCUCACAAAUAUCUGACUUGCUAGACAAAUAUCCAAACACUCUCACGAAGUUAAUGAACAGCAUAGUACCCGUUAGUGUGCCUUAUAAUGUUUUUUGGUAUCGAUACUUCAAGAAUGUUGAUAAAUUAAAAGAAUCAGAGCAGGCUCGACGAGAACUUUUGAAUAACAAAGAUUUGCAUGAUGGAAAUAGCGAGCAAAUAAACAAUGAAGCUGAUGAAGAGGAGAAUUUCACAUGGGAUGAUGAAGAUGAUGAUGAAGUCGUUGAUGUUGCAAAGGAAGCUGGGGACCGCACUUCAGAGCUGAAAUCAACUUUAAGUGAAGACGGUGAAGAAGAAGAAGAAGAAGAAGAUGAUGAUGACGAUGAUGACUGGGAAUAA